Salvia splendens (bonfire salvia) is the source of this 1760-nucleotide messenger RNA. Its product is annotated as probable polygalacturonase. Bases 357 to 1073 code for a protein of 238 amino acids. The record is from RefSeq and is a predicted model, not a curated record. NCBI's taxonomy places the organism in Eukaryota, Viridiplantae, Streptophyta, Magnoliopsida, Lamiales, Lamiaceae. Gene Ontology annotation, molecular function: polygalacturonase activity. The transcript is spliced from 3 exons. Gene Ontology annotation, biological process: carbohydrate metabolic process.
CAUUUCUUGUUGGUUAAUGCUUCAGGAUGUUGGGCGGUGGCCAUUGAUAGCGCCGUUGCCCUCUUAUGGAAGAGGAAGAGAACGGCCUGGGGGAAGGUAUAUGAGCUUCAUCCACGGUAACGGUCUACAUGAUGUGAUCAUCACAUGUGAAAGAAACUUGUGGUCCAUAUAUAUCUCUACCUAGAUUCUACAUGCCUCAGUAUGUACAAAAAUCUCAAUUCAACAGAAUGUUUGCCGGUUGAUAGGGGAAAGUGGAACAGUCGAUGGCCAAGGCGGCAUCUGGUGGGACAUGUGGAGGCGAAGAAAUCUCAAGUUCACUCGACCAAACCUGAACUCGAGAGGCGUUCUCAUUUCCAAUGUCAUUUUCAAGAACUCUCCCUUUUGGAACAUACAGCAGUCAUGUUGUGGUUCGAUAUGUAACGAUUCUUGCUCCUGCCGACUCCCCCAACACUGAUGAUGGAAUCGAUCCAGAUUCAAGCUCCAAUAUAUGCAUCGAGGACUCCUACAUAUCCACCGGGGACGACCUAGUAGCUGUGAAGAGCGGGUGGGAUGAAUACGGGAUCGCAUUUGGUCGCCCCAGCCACAGCAUCACCAUCAGAAGACUAACCGGAUCAUCGCCAUUUGCUGGCAUAGCAGUUGGAAGUGAAACCUCCGGUGGCGUGGUGGACAUCCUGGCAGACCACAUAACUCUAUACAACAUGGGGAUCGGCAUACACCUCAAGACCAACGUCGGCAGGGGAGGAAUGGUGAGAAACAUAACUGUGUCGAACCUCUACAUGGAGAAUGCUCGGACAGGGAUAAAGAUCUCAGGCGAUGUAGGAGACCACCCGGACGAGUACUACAACCGGAAAGCUCUCCCGGUUCUCAAGAAUGUGGUGAUCAAGAAUGUUUGGGGAGAAAGAGUCCAGCAACCCGGCCUCAUCCGCAGCCUUAAAAACGCACCAUUCACUGAUAUUUGCCUCUCCAACAUACAUCUCGGUGGCGCACGGCCGUGCCAGUGCUCUCAUGUGAUCGGAGCCGCCGUUCAAGUUAGCCCCUCGCCGUGCGCUCAGCUCUCCCCCGCCAGCAGUUAGGUGCAUGCUCCUCUUCCUUCUAAAAUCUCCCUAAUUUGUAGCUCAUCCUUUUAAUAUGAAGAGCCAGUAAAUUUUAUAAUGUGUUAUACUAGCAAUUAUUUUGUUUACAUGAAUUGAACACAAUCAAUCACACACCAGCAAACAUUAACACAAAUGGGGGCAAAUUUAUUUACAUACAUGUAUACAUAUAAGAAGUGGUAACAUACAUAUCAAAAUACUAUAUAGGAGCAGGGGAUUAUUAUUGGAGAAUCAUUGAAGUUUCUAGAAAUAAUUGUUCAAGAAUUUACGCACGCCCUUGAAGAAAGGGGAUUUCUUCGUCUUCUCUUCCUUCUCAUUUCGGAGAAUGAAACGUUGCUUCAAUAUCUUCAGCUUCUUCUCGCGAUCGAACCGAUCGUAAUCGUAGUGUUUGAACACGACUCUCUUCCCCCGAUCAACCUCCUCUUCGUUAUCGUUGUUGGUGUCCUCGCUGCGACGGCGAAGGUGGUGGCGGUGCAUCCUUAUCCACCGCCCAGGGAUCCGCUUGCCUCCGCCGCGAACAGCGGGCUGCUUGAAGUCGGUGUUCUUGCCGGAGACGAUGAGCAUGUCGUUUCCGAGGGAGAUCUGGCGGUUAUCCCUCACGGUAGGCUGCUUGAAGUCGGUGGCGAUGAGCAUGUCGUUUUCGAGGGAGAUCUGGUUGUUAUCCCUCAC